AUGCCCUCCGCCGUGCGACGAGUGAAGCAAUUGUGCGGGCACCUGCGACCUUGUGCUCACCCUGAAGAUGCCUGCGAAUGCUGUGCUUCCAGGCGUCAGCAACUCAAGGCGAUCGCCUGCAAGAACGAUCCGGCCACCGGCUACAGCUGGAGGGAUGUGCACGACGACCUCGAGAAAGGCAUCUAUGCUGGCAAUUAUGGCUGGGACCAUGCGGCCUACUGGGGCAUUGCCGAGGCCAAGGCGGGCGUGGACCUCAAGGAGUGGUACAAGACCCGCACCGAGGCGGAGUUCUACCUGCCUGAGUUCAAGGGGCUGAUUGAUGACCCCCAGACUCAGAGAGAUUGGGACCGCAUCAGCACCUUUGACCCCAUGGGCAUGACCGCGCAUCCACCCACCAUCGCCGCCUGCAAAGCCAAGUUGGACAUUCCCGAGCUGACGGGUUUGAAGCCUGAUGGAGUCAUCGUCUUGCCAGACAUGCAGAUCGUGACCUCCAAGUGUGCCAUCAGCUAUGCCUGGAAUCUGCCGCUGCUGGCGCCGCGCGUGGGCUUGUCUGAAGAGGAGCUCCGUCAGGCUUUGUACAAAUACUCCCACGACGAUCGCCUCCUGGACCCAAAGGUGAAGACCUAUCUUCCAGCCGUUGGGGGCCUCACGAUCUACACCUUUGGCGACGCGCGCAAGCUGAAGGACGAGAAGACCGAGGUCACCGUGCGCGUGCACGACGAGUGCAUCGGCUCCGACGUCUUUGGCUCGGACAUUUGCAGCUGUCGGCCGUACUUACUCUUUGCCAUCGAAGAGGCCGUCAAAUGUGCUCAGAGAGGCGGGGUUGGCAUUGUGAUCUACUACCGCAAGGAGGGGCGAAGUUUGGGCGAGGUCAUCAAGUUCCGCGUCUACAAUGCGCGGGUGAACCAAGAUGGCGGCGACCGUCCAGAGAUGUAUUUCCACCACACGGAGGCCAUUGCCGGCAUCCGGGACGCCCGCUUUCAGACGAUGAUGCCCGAUGCCUUGAACUGGAUGGGCAUCAGGCGCAUUGACCUCCUUUGCUCAAUGAGCAAUGAGAAGUAUGAGGCCAUCACUGGUGCCGGCAUCAAGGUGAUGAAGCGAGUGGAUUUGCCCGACGACUUCAUCAAGGACAGCAUGCGUGUGGAACUCGAUGCCAAGAUUGCCAGUGGCUAUCAUUCUGAUAAGGUCGAAGGUUCCGCAUCUGCCUAA
This is a messenger RNA of Durusdinium trenchii, 1209 nucleotides long. NCBI's taxonomy places the organism in Eukaryota, Dinophyceae, Suessiales, Symbiodiniaceae. The record is from the annotation of a GenBank genome assembly.